GAGCUUCCGUCAAUGUGAGGAGGAAGUGAGUGAAAAGAGAAAACGGAGCAAUCGAGCGGAGCGGCCGAAGCGGGCGAGCCAGGGCUAAAAAACAUCACUCAACUCGUCUUGACUACCCGGGCUAACUUUAGCUACAUGUGCUGAGGUCGAGGGGGGAAACUGAUCUCACCUGCAACCAUGCCGACAGUUACUUUACCGCCGAAAGAGAACGCUCUCUUCAAGAGGAUCCUGCGAUGUUACGAACACAAACAAUACAGAAAUGGGCUGAAGUUCUGCAAACAAAUCCUGUCCAACCCCAAGUUUGCUGAGCAUGGAGAGACCCUGGCAAUGAAAGGCUUGACCCUGAACUGUUUGGGGAAGAAGGAGGAGGCAUACGACCUGGUGAGGAGAGGCCUGCGCAAUGACCUCAAGAGCCAUGUCUGCUGGCAUGUGUACGGUUUACUCCAGCGCUCGGAUAAGAAGUACGAUGAGGCCAUCAAGUGUUACCGCAACGCUCUCAAGUGGGACAAGGACAACCUGCAGAUCCUCCGAGACCUGUCCCUGCUGCAGAUCCAGAUGAGGGACCUGGAGGGCUACAGGGAGACACGGUACCAGCUGCUGCAGCUGCGUCCAGCCCAGCGGGCUUCCUGGAUCGGCUAUGCCAUCGCCUAUCACCUCCUGGAAGACUAUGAGAUGGCAGCAAAGAUCAUUGAGGAAUUCAGGAAAACACAACAGACGUCUCCGGACAAAGUGGACUACGAGUACAGCGAGCUCCUGCUCUACCAGAACCAGGUGCUGAGAGAAGCAGGUUUGCACAAGGAGGCCCUCGAGCAUCUGUCCAACUACGAGAAGCAGAUCUGCGAUAAACUGGCAGUGGAGGAGACACGAGGAGAGUUACUGUUGAAGUUGGAGCGUCUGGAUGAAGCAACAGAAGUCUACCGCCGUCUGCUGGAGAGGAACCCAGAGAACUGGUCCUAUUAUCACGGCCUGGAGAAGGCGCUCAAACCAAGUACUGUAGAGGAGAGAUACAAAAUCUUUGAAGAAGCCUGGGAGAAAUUUCCCAAAGGGUUGGUGCCUCGCCGCCUACCCCUCAACUUCCUUUCUGGUGACAAGUUCAGAGAGUGUCUGGACAGGUAUCUGAGGAUGAACUUCAGUAAAGGCUGCCCGCCCGUCUUCACCACGCUCAAAUCGCUGUACAACGACAAAGAAAAGGUGGCAAUUAUAGAGGAACUGGUGGUCGGCUAUGAAACCUCAUUAAAAAGCUGCCGAAUGUUCAACCAGAACGAUGACGGUAAGGAGGAGCCUCCAACCACAUUGCUCUGGGUGCAGUACUUCCUGGCACAGCACUAUGACAUGAUUGGCCAGCAGACACUGGCUCUAGAAUAUAUCAACACGGCCAUCGAGAGCACGCCCACGCUCAUCGAGCUCUUCCUCAUCAAAGCCAAGAUUUACAAGCAUGCUGGCAACAUCAAAGAGGCUGCCCAGUGGAUGGAUGAGGCCCAGGCUCUGGACACUGCUGACAGAUUCAUCAACUCAAAGUGUGCCAAGUACAUGCUGAAGGCGACCAUGAUCAAAGAGGCCGAGGAAAUGUGCUCCAAGUUCACCCGGGAGGGAGCGUCCGCAGUGGAGAACCUGAAUGAGAUGCAGUGUAUGUGGUUCCAGACUGAGUGCGCGCUCGCCUACAAAGCCAUGAACAAGUUUGGAGACGCCCUGAAGAAGUGCCAUGAGAUUGAGAGGCAUUUUGUGGAGAUCACAGACGAUCAGUUUGAUUUCCACACUUACUGCAUGCGGAAGAUGACGCUACGCUCAUAUGUGGACCUGCUGAAGCUGGAGGAUGUGCUCCGGAUGCACCCGUUCUACUACAAGGCCGCAAUCACGGCCAUCCAGAUCUACCUGAGCCUCCACGACAAUCCGCUGACGGAUGACAGCAAAGAGCUGCAGGCGGACACUGCUAACCUGUCGGACAAAGAGCUGAAGAAGCUGAGGAACAAGCAGCGAAGAGCCCAGAAGAAGGCCCAGCUGGAGGAAGAGAAGAAGAAUGCGGAGAAGGAGAAGCAACUCAAGAACCAGAAGAAGAAGAAGGAGGAUGACGACGAGGAGAUCGGAGGGCCCAAAGAAGAGCUCAUUCCUGACAAGCUGGUGAAGGUAGAAAAUCCACUGGAAGAAGCCAUCAAGUUCCUGACGCCUCUCAAACACCUGGUCAAAGACAAGAUUGACACCCACCUACUGGCCUUUGAGAUCUACUUCAGGAAAGAAAAAUACCUGUUGAUGCUCCAGUCAGUGAAGAGAGCUUUGGCAAUCGACCCCGACCACCCAUGGCUGCACCAGUGUCUCGUACGCUUCUUUAAAGGAGUUUCAGAGAGCAAGGAGCUUCCAGAGGUGGUCAGGACGGUGCUGAAGCAGGAGAUCACCCGGCUGUUCGGAGACAGCAACGCUAAGAGCUUCAACCAGGCCUACCUCACCAAGCACUCCAACUCCAUACCACACCGACUGGCUGCUGCGAAGAUGAUGGUGUAUCUGGACUCCUCGAUGCAAACGAAAGCAGCAGAACUGGCCGGUGCACUGGAUGAGUCCCUGAACAACAGAACCAUACAGAUCUGCACAGAGGUCCUCGAGUGUCUUCGCAGUGGCGCCCUGGGCGACUGUAAGGAGCACGCCGAGUCGUACCGCGCCGAGUGCCACAAGCUUUAUCCCUACACGUUAGCUUUCAUGCCCCCCGGAUACGAGGAGAACACCAAGAUCGCCAACGGAGACGUUUCCACGGAAACGGAGGAGCUAGCCAACGAGAUGUGAGCACGGCAGUACAGCAGCGGAUGAGAAAAGGAACUGGGCCGAGCACGGAGCCUUGUGGUACGCCUGCGGCAGCCAUUUUUGUAGAGCCGGACACAGGAAGCGAAAAAUGGGUGUUUCGUCCUCA
Oreochromis niloticus (Nile tilapia) is the source of this 2896-nucleotide messenger RNA. RefSeq names its product N-alpha-acetyltransferase 15, NatA auxiliary subunit b (gene naa15b). Gene Ontology annotation, molecular function: protein binding. The transcript has 20 exons. The record is from RefSeq and is a predicted model, not a curated record. Gene Ontology annotation, biological process: N-terminal peptidyl-methionine acetylation. Gene Ontology annotation, cellular component: NatA complex; cytoplasm. Lineage: Eukaryota; Metazoa; Chordata; Actinopteri; Cichliformes; Cichlidae. The coding region runs from base 178 to 2772 and encodes 864 amino acids.